Molecule: messenger RNA, 2883 nt
Organism: Acanthamoeba castellanii str. Neff
Lineage: Eukaryota; Discosea; Longamoebia; Acanthamoebidae
Product: transcription factor WRKY23, putative
Exons: 1
Coding region: 1-2883 (960 amino acids)
Biological process (GO): regulation of DNA-templated transcription
Molecular function (GO): sequence-specific DNA binding; DNA-binding transcription factor activity
Source: RefSeq, a predicted model, not a curated record
AUGCACCAGGGACAGCAGCCAUCAAUGUCGUCGGCCUCGAGUAGUAGCUGCGGUAGCGCGGGGUCGUCGUCGGCGGCGUUGCCGGCGCUGCAGCCGUGCUACCCGCCACUUAGCGCGCUGGUGGAGGCCCAGCAGCCGCACGCGGGCUCCUCCGCCGCCCUGCAGGGUCCCCACUACUACUUUGGCCACCGCCACUUCAACUACAGCGCGCCCAACCUCGUCAUGACCAACCACCACGGCCAUCACCGCCACCAGAGCGGCUCGCCGACCUACGACCUCGAGUGGACCACGCCGUCGCCCUCGCACACCCGCACGCCCGCGGCCGCCAUCAGCACGAGCCCCGCCGCACACUCGCCGCCCCUCUCGGCGGCCGAGGCGACGCCCGGCAGCGGCGGCGCGACCGCCACGUCGCCCUACUCGAGCUCCCUGGGCUCCUGGGACGCGUCGUGCGCGUCGGCCUCGGCCAGCGCCGACUCAGCCGCCGUCUCGCCCGCCCUUUUCUACCACCACCCGCCACCACCACCCUUGUCCGACGCCGCCAUGGCCGCCGCCGCCGUUGCCGUCGCUGCCGCCGGACAAUACCACCACCACCACCACUACAGCCACCACGACCGCCACCAGUUCCAGCAGCAGCAGCAGCUGGAGGCGAUGCCCGCGCAGUCGUCGUUCUACUACGACCUGCCGCCGCCGACGGCCAACACGGACUACCACCGCCCGCAGCAGCUGCAACUCCGGCCUGCUUCCGAGGAGGAGGGGCAGCAGCAAGGACAAGCGGCGCACACGCCGUCGCUGGAGGCGAUGUCGCGUGGGCGGCGCGGGCGGAAGAGGCGGUGCGACGAGGCCAUCAUGACCCUCCACCCAUCGGCCCUCCUCGCCGUCAAGGAAGAGGAGGCGGAGGCGGAGAACGCCGAUGAACUCCACCACCACCACCAGCAGCGGCAGCAGCUCGACCGCAGCAGCAGCGAGCUGGAGUCGCGCGCGGGCAGCCACGAGUGGCCGUUCGUGGCCUCGGAGGAGUCGACAAUGCCCGCCGACCAGCUCAACAGCGGCAGCAGCGAGGUCGACGACGACGAUUUCUUCUCCGACGACGACGAUGACACGAACGACGAUGACAACGAGUGCGACAGCGACAGAGACAACGGCGGCGAGGACAGCGACGACGUCGACGACGAUGAUGACGACGAUGACGCCUACGCCGCUACUCGUGCGGCCAAGCGUUCCAAGCAUUCCGCUCAGCAGCAGCAGCAGCUGCGGCAGACGAAGCAGAGGAGGAGGAGGAAGCAGGUGGUCAAGGUCGAGCGGCGGGUGGAGCGGCGGGUGGAGGUGACGGCCGAUCUGAACAUCGAGGCCCACCUGAGCCCCGAGAGCGACGGGUACCGGUGGCGCAAGUACGGCCGCAAGACGGUCAAGGGCAGCCCCUACCCGCGCUCCUACUUCAAGUGCACCUUCCCGCACUGCCCGGUCAAGAAGCAGGUCGAGGCCGUCAUCCGCGACGGCCACAUCGUCUCCACGAGCUCCAUCUACAAGGCCAAGCACAAUCACGACCGCCCGUGCGUCACCCAGCUCACCGCACACGACCAGGACUCGUUCCGCAACGCCGUACUCGCCGGGUUCGCCGACUACGACGCAUCGCACGCCGCGCACGAAGGACCCGCGGAGGGUGGCGGUGGUGGUGCGAGGAGCAGCGCGGGGAACAACACGCCGCGGCUGGUGGUGACGACGGAGGCGAGCGUGGACUACCUGGACGACGGGUACCGCUGGCGCAAGUACGGCCAAAAGUACGUCAAGGGCAGCGGCUACCCGCGCUCCUACUACAAGUGCACCGACAAGCAGUGCCCGGUCAAGAAGCAGGUCGACGCGCUGCUCGUCGGCCUCGUCGUCACCUACGAGGGCGCACACACCCACGCGCCCUGCCUCGACAAGUCGGCCCCGCGCAAGCGCCGACGCAGGAACCCCGCCGCCGCGGCCCCGGCAGCCACCACGCGUCGCUCGAGCGCCGGCGGCGAGGCGGCCAGCACGCCGGUCAAGUUCGAGCCGGCGUCGUCGCCCGAGGCCGACGAGCUGCUCCUCCACUCCUCCUCCUCCUCGUCAUCGGCCGACCACUCCUCGCCCGUAGCCAAGCAGGAGAGGCGCCGCUCCUCGCACCUCGCCUCGUUCCGCCACUCGGCCCAGCCGGUGACCUACCACCCCUACCACCACCCGCAGCAGCAGCACCAGCAGCACCAGCAGCAGUACCACCACCAGCGGCGGCACCAGCAGCCGCAGCAAUACCACCAGUCCUACCACCACUACCAGCAGCAGCAGCAGCAGCACCAUCACCACCAGCAGCAGCACGAGUACGAGGGCAACAACCAAUGCGCUCCCGCAUCGUCGUCGGGGUACCACGGGCCGGGUUUCUUCCCGCUGGAGCUGAAGAAGGAGAAGGUCGAGGAGGAGGAGGAGGAGAAGGACCACCUCGGCGGCCAGCACUACCAGUACCACCACCAACACCAGCAGCACCACCAGCAGUGCCAGCCGCACCAGUACCAGACGCGGAGCGCGCUGGGCUCGUCGGAGGAGCUGAGUUCGUACAUCAGCGGCGGGUUCGAGGAGCUGCACGGCGAGAUGACCGACUUCCUCAUGUGGGAAGAGAGCGGCCGAGGCCCGCGCCACGGCCUCCUCCUCCCUCCCGCCCCGGCCCACGCCUUCAGCCACAACAACAACAACGCCGCCGCCGCAGCGUCGGGUCACUACCAUCAUCAGCAGCAGCACUGCCAGGCGUCGUCCUUCCUGCCCUCGAUCUCGUCUCCACUUUCGGCGCCCUCGUCUUCGUCUUCGUUCUCGUACGCGACGCCGCUCGACUACGACUACGUCCCGACGUCGGGGAGCUCCUUCAGCGCCUGA